Malus domestica (apple) is the source of this 2141-nucleotide messenger RNA. Its product is annotated as protein PHR1-LIKE 1. NCBI's taxonomy places the organism in Eukaryota, Viridiplantae, Streptophyta, Magnoliopsida, Rosales, Rosaceae. Gene Ontology annotation, molecular function: DNA-binding transcription factor activity; DNA binding. The record is from RefSeq and is a predicted model, not a curated record.
GAACACUUCUCUCUUUCUUGUGAGGAGGGAGGGAGGGAGGGAGGGAGAGAGAGAGAAUUCUACUUGUGUUGUGACUUGUGAGAGACUAAGUCAAGAAGGAGAGAACACAGCCAUCUUUGUGUCCACCAGAAUCUUUCACAGAAGUGCUUUUUCCUUAGUGCUUUUUUCUGGAGCGGAAACCUCAAAGCUUUGGGCUUUUGAUUCGAAGUUCCAGCCUUUGGGGUUCAGUUCUCAGUUUUUCUCACUCUUGGAUACCGGCAGUCAGUUCAUCGAAUGAUAGUGAAUGUGAACAUUAAGCUGAAUGGGCUCAAAGUUCUCCUUAUGUGCACAUGAUGUUCCUAUAAUGUUGGCAAUGAAGAUUAAAGUUGCGGGAGUGGCUAAGAAGACACUAGUUGGCACACUUAAUAUAACGAGCAUCCACCCUGCUCUAUUUAUUUAAAAAUCAGAUGCGAACCAGAUGAGUGAAUUUGGGGCUUCCAAAGCUAUGUCUUCAUCAUUUCCGCGUCUCCAUGUCCCCCUAGACGACAAGUAUACCAAUUUGCCGGAUUCUUUUCAGGUUUCAUCACAACGGGAGAAGAGUAUAUACUCUAUGCAACUGCAGGCUUCUUCCCCUGGGAACUUAUUUCCAUCAGCUUCUAGGCCCAAUGAUAUUCAUAUUUCUUCAGUUCCCCCUUGUGAACAGAGUUCCCAAAACUCUCCUUUCAUUUUUAAAUCACCAGUUGACGGAAAGUCAUUGUCACUGCACCGUUCUUCCCAUUCUUCCCAUUCUCCCCAUUUAGAAGUGCAGCCGACAGCUUUGAUUAAUUACCCUGAAGAAAAUAAAGAUAUUUCUUGGUGCCCAGAUUCACUUCCGGGUUUUCUUCACUUUUCUGAAAGUGUCCCUGACCAGAAUGGCCUGGUGGAUAGUAGUGCCGGUGUCAUAACAUCUGAGGAACAUGCUGGAAAGACCAAUUGGUCUGAUUGGGAUCGAUUAAUUUCAUUUGAUGACGCUCUGGACCCAAAUUGGGAGCUUCCGGUUGAUGUUGAUACAAUGGAUCCUAAACUGACGCGGCCCCAGGUUCAACAACAUCCUCCCCAGAUACAACAAUAUCAGCUCCAGAUUCAGCAACAUCAUCCCCAGAUUCAACAACAUCAGCCCCAGAUUCAACAGCAUCAGUCGGUACAAGCUGUAGAAUUUCGUCCUAGUCCUGAACCAUUGUCCAGUGUUCCUCCAACCAAAUCCAGAAUGCGUUGGACUCAAGAACUUCAUGAGGCCUUUGUGGAAGCUGUUAACCAUCUUGGUGGUAAUGAACGAGCCACUCCUAAGGGUAUCGUAAACCUCAUGAAAGUUGAAGGAUUGACAAUCUAUCAUGUAAAAAGCCAUUUACAGAAAUAUAGAACAGCAAGAUACAAACCGGAGUCAUCAGAAGGACCAUGCGAGAAAGUUUCAACUCCAGUGGAAGAAACAAAUCCUCUAGAUGUGAAAGGGAGCAUGGGUAUUACUGAAGCAUUGCGGUUGCAGGUGGAACUCCAGAAGCGGCUUCAUGAACAACUUGAGAACCAAAGAAAGCUGCAGUUGAAAAUUGAAGAACAAGGGAAGUACCUUGAGAAGAUUUUUGAGCAACAAAGAAAAAUCAAAGACAACAGGGUCACGUCCGGAUCAUCCACUAUGGAUGACCACCCUACUCCGCUAUCAAACAUUGCAUGUCCUCCCCCUGGAGAGGAUAAACCAGAAACCUCUAAUCAUCAGCAUGAUAAAACAGCUAUCAGCAUCCCCUUAGAAGAUGGUUCACAAGAUGCAAGCAGGGAGGCACACGAACCUGAAUGUCCCGAGGAUCCAGAUGGUGUCGAGUCUGGUGCUCAGCCCACAAAACGAGCCAGGAAUGGAUAAAAAUAACAGUAUUCUUAGGAUUUGUCUCGAAGUAAGCUUUGAUAAGGAGCAUGUGGUAUAUUAUUGUAGUUUUGAAGGUUCUAGUUUUGGUCGUUUAAACUUUAGUUUUCAUGGGCGAAUAAAACUGUAGUCUAUGAGUUUCUUGAUUAGCAUUCUCUGACAAGGGAUGUAUUCUGCAUUGAGAAAUGUCACCACCUUGGAUGAUGAAUUUACUUUUUAUGCCUUUGACUGCGAUUCUUAUUGUCAAAUUCAAUAUUGUUCAAGUUAAUCA